Sugiyamaella lignohabitans is the source of this 747-nucleotide messenger RNA. RefSeq names its product splicing associated factor (gene saf1). The record is from RefSeq and is a predicted model, not a curated record. Gene Ontology annotation, biological process: RNA processing. NCBI's taxonomy places the organism in Eukaryota, Fungi, Ascomycota, Dipodascomycetes, Dipodascales, Trichomonascaceae. The coding region runs from base 1 to 747 and encodes 248 amino acids. The transcript has a single exon.
AUGAAAGGCGAUAUCAACCCAGCGCAGGCGCUGAGGAAAAAAGAAAAAGCCAAUCAGAUCAAGAAAGCCAAGGCCGAGCGAGCGUCGCAGCGAACCGAGCGACUCGGCCAGCGAAGUACUUUCUCUCUUGAAAGAAAAAUCAAAGAACUGGAAGAGAAGAAAGCGGCACAGGGAAGUCUACCGUCUUUUGAAGAAAGAAAACUGGAAUCAUUACGAAAUGACUUGGCAGACGUUGAACGAGCAAAGAAGAAGCUUGGCUCAGAAGACUCAGAUCAAACGUCUUACCGAGACAAUAAUCGAGACCACACCAAUCACAAUCGAGAACGAGGGUCCCAGACCAACUAUCCUGGAAGCAAAAGCAUAUUCUGGGACCCCCUUCUCAAUCCCUCAGGCCAACCACCCAAAGGCUACAAGUACCAGCCACGACCAUGGUUCAACCCCUCAGAAGACGACGAUUCUCAGCAAGAACCCAUCGACUCCGACCUACUGAAGAUCCCCUUCCCACCAGGACCCCUCCCUCCAAUUGGCGUCCGACCGAAGUCACAAACUCUCCACUCCACCACCUCAACUGCCACUCCAUCAGCAGCCCCAGCUGUCCAAACAACCUACGAAUCCGCACCUGUUCUCCGCGAUCUCGUCAAAGAAAGCACUCUCCUAGUCCCCUCAGCGGUCCAGAAAAAACGCAAACUCGACCCCACCCCUUCUACCGCUUAUAAAGUGACCCUCGAGGACGUGGAAGACGAGUGA